ACGUCCUCUGCCUUCGGCCUUAGCCGUCUGCUCUGCUCACUCUGCUGUCUCGCUUUAUGUCGAUGGUCGAAAGACUCCAAAAGACUCGGAAGUCGGAAUCGCAGCACAGCAUAUAAAUACAUAUAAAGUGCCUGCACUCUGCAAUUUUUCCUCGAAGGAAUGACAUUUAACUGGAGUGUAACUGAAGUAUUAUUUUUAAUAAUUUAAACAUCUGUUAGAAUAAUAUUACAAUUGUGUCGUACUAGGACACUUUGAGAUGGAACCACAGGAUAUUUACUACAAUAAAGCUGAAUAUGUUGAAACGGCUUCUGGAAAUAAGGUGAGCAGACUUACUGUAUUGUGCGGUUCGCAGAAUAUUGUACUACAUGGAAAGGUAAUAGUGCAAUCUGACGCUAUUAUUAGAGGCGAUUUGGCCAAUGUCAGGACCGGUCGCUAUUGUAUCAUCAGCAAAAAUGCAGUUAUCCGACCACCUUUCAAGAAAUUCAGCAGAGGAGUUGCCUUUUUUCCACUGACAAUGGGAAAUCAUGUGUUUGUGGGAGAGCGAGCAGUUGUAAACGCAGCACUGGUUGGUUCUUACGUUUACAUUGGAAAGAAUGCCAUAAUUGGCAGGCGAUCCGUUCUCAAGGAUUGCUGCUAUAUUGAAGAUGGUGCAGUUGUGCCACCAGAGACUAUUGUGCCAUCUUUUACUCGUUUUGCAGGCAGUCCAGCGACAUGUGUCGAAGAACUACCUGAGUGCACACUGGAUCUUAUGGUAGAUUACACAAAAAAUUAUUAUGAACAUUUCUUACCAGCGCGUGUUUAACGCUUAUUUAUUUGUAUAUUUGUAUAUAUAAGUCAACAAUUUAUUAUUAAGUCUAUUCUUUUCAACUAUAUUACACAUGCUUUGCAAUUAUAUACAUAAUCAAGUAUCACAUGUGCGUGACAGCAAAAUUAGAGAAAAGUUAAGAGAAUACACAACAAUUGAAAAGAAUAGUUUUAACAAAGAAAAAUUUGCAACUUAAAAAUUUUAAAAAUUAUAACACUUUGGCAGUAAAGGUUAUCCUGAUCAUUAUAAAUUUGUUUUGCUAUCUAAAUUUAUUCUAACAUAAAAUCAAUCCGAAAGUUGGUCUAUUUGUCAAUGUUGUUUUAUUAUUUACUAACAAAAGAAGAUGGACAAAAUUUACCAGAGAGUUAUUUCUUCUAUUUAAUAAGAUUUAUUAUUUAAGGGGUAUUCUAGUCUAGAAGCCAAAUUUUUAUGCUUUGUAAAUUUUUUUUUUUAAAGAAGGUUUAGGAUUUUUUGAAACAAGUUUUUUUCCUACACAUUAGUACAUAUUUAAAUUAUAUUUAAAUUUUUUUAAUUAAAAAAUAACUAUAAAUAAGCUCUGCAUACAAUAUUGAAUGAGUUAAAAAAAAAUUUGGUCCACAACUACCAUGAUUCCGUUCUGCUCAUCUGAAACAAGAAAAAGAAUGAAUAGAUUCUUAAUUAAUUUAAGUUUGGUUACAGGGGUAGAAUGAAAGAAAUAUUGAAUUUUUUAAAAUAAUCUUUUGAAAAUUGAUAAAUUUCAAUUUUUGUCAUUCUUUUGUCUCUGAAGAGAUGUAAAAGUUAAAAAAAAGAAGCUAUUUUGAUUUGAUCAUGGUAGGGGCUAUGGCUAUACAUAUAUUGAAUAAAAAUGUUACAUAAAAAUAAUUUUACUUAUUAUCGAUUAAUCAGCUAGUUCAGGGUAAUACAGGGAACCUUCCUCUUGCUUAUAAAAAUCUUGCAAAGCUGUUUUUACUUCUCUAUGAUUUAUUCUCUCGUCUCUAGCAAAGUCAAUUAAGCGUUGCUCCAAAUGGGUGAACAACAGUUUUGUUCUUAUAUAUCUUUUCUUGCUGAUCAAUGGUCAUUCUCAUUACAUUUAUAACUUUCAAAAUUGGCAUAAUCUGCAUAUAUAAGAUUUUUUAGUAUGUAAAUAAAUAAAAAACUUAGCUUGUGCUUACUCACUUCAACGUUCAAAACUGCACUGAGAAAGCAAAUAAUCCUUCACAGACAGAUUAAACUCAAACGUAUAUUUUAAGAAGAUCCUAUUCUAAAUAUAAGACCUUCAAAAAAUAACGAUUUUCCGCACCUUAGCCAAUAUAUAAAUAUUGACAUAAAGAUGUAUUAUGCAUUGAGCACACACCAGAGAUAGUUUUUUAUCAGAUUCUUCAUAAUUUUGUUAAUUUUACGAUUAAUUUCAGGCUAAAUUUGCAGAUAUAUUUUUCAUAUCAAUACUUGCAAAAUAUGCAAGAAGAGAAAAACGAUUUUUUUGACUCGCUGACUAGAAUUAUCCCCUUAAAAGACUUAAGAGGAUGCUAAACUGCUCGUCAAACUUGAUCGAGGUCGAUAAUGUAGAGACAUUUGUACUCAUUAACAAAAUUUUGUACGUAUUUCUUUUAUAUAUUUGGAAAUCCUUUUCCAGAAUUGAAAUUUAUGUACAUAAUAUCUGUUUAUGAAUUGAAUUUCAUACCAAAAAUUAAAAAAAAUUUUCCAGAUUGCUCUUUUUAGACACAAAAUUUUCUGGCUAGACAAUCUUUUUUAUUAGAACGUCUACGCUCAAUCUGAAAGCGUAGCAUUGUUCCUAAAUGUUCACUUGUAUUGGGCCCAGGCUUGAUUUAUGCGUACAAGGUCUAACAUUUUUACAUCAGGCACAUUUUGUUACAAGUCGACGCUAGAAGCAAUUUUAAAUUUUUUUGUCGUUUUUCCUAGAAAAUUGUUACAACCCGUCUUUGUUAUCGUCUAUACUUUAAUCCUGGAGAAGGAUUCUUAUUCUGUAAAUGCAAUUAAAAGAUUGAUGAGCCAGAAAAUUAUCGAUAAACAGGACAACUUUAGCAUCCUCUCAAGAAUUAUUCAAACGUAAUUGUUCAGUAAUAGAUUUAUUUACAAUAAAGAAAAAAUAGGCCCAUUUUCAGGAAUUAAGUUUAUCCUUUCAAAGUAAAUUUAAGAGCAAUAAAAAUAAUUUAUUAUAUGUUUUUUAUGUAUUACCAACGUUUUAUAAUUUUUUGAAUAUAUAUACAUAUACAUAAUAUAUUGUUAUAUAUUUUAAAUAUAGAAUAUACAAAUAUUCCUAUUUUAUAAUUUAAAUUAAAUUUUACUGUAUAUUAUAUAUUGCUGCUUUCCAUUUACAUCAAAACUCAGAUAAUUCUCAUUUGUGACUUGUCAUAACUCAAUUGAACGCACAUUCCUUUUGCAUUCUCACAAAUGAGAUUCAACUGAGUUUUUUUCUUACAAUUUGAGCAAUUUUAAGACAGUGCUUUACUGAGUUUCGCAUACUCACUUUAAAAGUAAGGUUAUCUAUUGCGAUAAUUUUGUUAUUAAAAUAAGUGUGAUCACUUGCAUGUUUCUUUAAAUCAUUGAGUAAUGACUAUCUGAGUAUAAAAUACUCAUAUUACUGAGUAAAUCAGUCUUACUUUAACAUAAAUAGAAAGCAGCAUAUAUAAAACAAAAAAAAUAUAUAUAUGUAUAUAUUAUAUUUAUAUAGGCUGCGUUCCGAUAUUUACUUUUAAUACUGAAAAUCUACAAUAUAUGUGACGUAAACUAUAGAUUUUCAGUACUGCAGCAACUGGCAGUGAAUAUCGGAACGCAGCCAUAGUGUAAUUCUAAGAUCACUAUUGCCGCUGAUUUUGACUGUUAGCUAUUGUAUCUAGUGAGAUUCAUCUAUUGUAUUUUAUAGGCAAGUGAUUUCAAGAUUAUAUUUAUAAUAUCAUAAAAACCUUAAGAUUUUCAGUCUGUUUAAAGUAAGUAUCUAUAUUAUUUUUCAAAUAUUAUUUAUACAAUCACUACAAAAAUAUGUUAAUAAAUAUUUAUCAACAUAUUUUUGUAGCGACAUAAUUUACGACGCAAUUGUAAUAAAAUAAAAUCCAGUUAUCUCUUGUUUAUAAUUAGUGAUUAGGAAUUAAGUAUCUACAAGUAGGCUUGAAUUUGUUUCAAAUCCUUUAUCUAAUAUCUCGGAAAAUAAAAGUAGUUCAAAGAAACUCGAAUCUGGAACAAUUAUGUUCAAAUUCUUUUUAAGUAUUUUACUAAAAACUUUAUACCUAUUAUUUUACUAAUUUUUUUCUUUCUAGUUAUUUAUAGUUUGAAUAUUUUACUCAAAAUUAGAUUUGUAUCAUAGAAAUUACUUACAAGUACAUUUUGAAUCAUUAUAUAGGUACUCAUUCUUAAACUCAUAAAUAAUUAAUCGGUAUCGAUUACUUUCGCAAGUACAAUAUAUAAAAUAUUAUUUUGAAUAGAAAAUAAAACUUAAUUAGUAGAUUUAACUUGAAUUUUUAAGUAUAUAUUAAACUUGAUCCUAUCACUACUUAUAAUCAUCUGAUAUCUCCAAGAUAUAUUUUUAGUAUAUUUUUAGAAUAGGGACUUUCACGAGAACGAUUCAAUUUGUUAAACUAUCUGCUCUAAGAGAUUUUUUAUUUUAUUUUCUAUAUAAUUAAAGAAUUAUGUUUAUUUUAACAUUUAUUGAGUACAUUCGAUAAAUAUAGAUUAAUUUUUGAGAAAGAAAUGAUCCAAGAUACGCUAUAUCUGGAACACUAUAGGGAGCAGUUAUUGAGUUAUUAUGAUCACAUAGAAAAAUUUUUAUUUAACGAAUAAUAGUAACAAAA
This is a messenger RNA of Monomorium pharaonis (pharaoh ant), 4590 nucleotides long. It is a transcript of the gene DCTN5-p25, whose product is annotated as dynactin subunit 5. Lineage: Eukaryota; Metazoa; Arthropoda; Insecta; Hymenoptera; Formicidae. The transcript is spliced from 4 exons. The record is from RefSeq and is a predicted model, not a curated record. The coding region runs from base 257 to 802 and encodes 181 amino acids.